This is a messenger RNA of Cajanus cajan (pigeon pea), 464 nucleotides long. RefSeq names its product expansin-like A2. Gene Ontology annotation, cellular component: plasmodesma; plant-type cell wall; extracellular region. The record is from RefSeq and is a predicted model, not a curated record. Lineage: Eukaryota; Viridiplantae; Streptophyta; Magnoliopsida; Fabales; Fabaceae.
CCCCACACCCCCCUUCCCUUCACCCCAACAAAUUGGCGUCGUUUACAGAGGAGAAACCCUCGCAACCAUCCCAACCAGUACCUCCUAUAUUCUUCUAACCUAAACUUGCUAUGCUAUAUUUAUACCUUGCUUUCUGAACCACACCCUCAAACCAAUCACAAUCACAAACCAUGACUUUCUUUACUUGCUUCUUUUUCUUCCUUCUUGCUUCAUCAGCCACUGCUUGUGAUCGCUGCCUUCAACAAUCCAAGGCUUCCUAUUUCUCCAAAGCUUCUGCUCUUUCAUCUGGGGCAUGUGGGUAUGGCUCUUUGGCACUAGGCUUAAGUGGUGGACACCUUGCAGCUGGUGUGGCUUCUCUCUUCAAAGAUGGAGCCGGUUGUGGUGCCUGCUUUCAGAUACGAUGCAAGAAUCCAACUGUGCAGCAAAGAAGGCACCAGAGUGGUGUUGACUGAUCUCAAUCACAA